This is a messenger RNA of Triticum aestivum (bread wheat), 1193 nucleotides long. RefSeq lists its product as uncharacterized. The transcript has 4 exons. NCBI's taxonomy places the organism in Eukaryota, Viridiplantae, Streptophyta, Magnoliopsida, Poales, Poaceae. The coding region runs from base 217 to 945 and encodes 242 amino acids. The record is from RefSeq and is a predicted model, not a curated record.
CUUAUCGGGCCCGCUUGUAUUUUCCAAACCCGUUAGUACCGCUCGCUGCCGCGCGUCGGUGUUUUUCUUUUUCUUUCCUUCCUCUGUCUCUUCCCCGCGCCGCUCGAUCCCCUUUUCAUUUCGAACACGUAACCCAGAAGGCAACUGAGAGAGAUAUCCAUGGCGAUUUGGAGCCCCCCCUCGCCGCUCGUCGGUUUUGUUCGAUUCGAUUAAAGUAUGGGCAGAAUCAUGAAGGGUCUUGGUAAGGGCUUUUCUUCUGCUUGCUUAGAAGAGUCUGAUGAUUUUGAUGGGGAUCCUUUUGUCCCCAAUGAUUUCGCCGAGGACGAUUCUUUCCAAGCUUCAGAGGAAGGUUCAAUGGAUGAUCCUGAUUUUGACAAAGCUUUGUAUGAUUUCUAUGUGUCGCAUAAGCGCACGAGGUCUUCUGAUUUUCCCGUAGCAAAUACAUUCACUAGAUACUCUAGCAAGUUGUUCUCCACUAUUAUUGGCGGCUUGUCUCCUCAGCAAGUACGUGUUCUUCAGAGUUAUGGGGCAGAUUGCCUUCUCAAAUUUGUGAGGACAGAGGUGCCAUUUAGGUUUGUCAAAUGGCUAGCAUCCAAAUUUGAUGUUCGUGCUUCAGUGAUUCAGAUUAGGAAAAUGUUUAUUCCGAUUUGCGAAUAUGUCACCCAUGAUAUAUUAGGUCUUCCUGUUGACGGUGAGCCUAUUGUGUCCAAUGCUGAUGCUGGUUGUGAGUUUAUCUUGUCUCAUUUCAAUGUGACUAGCAUCCCACCAGUUUCAUUCUUCUGCAAUAAACUAAAAUCCACCUCUGAAGAAUUGCCCGAUGAAGACAUUUUCAUCUGCUUCAUGUGCAUUGCCUUGUCCACCUUCUUGUGUCCAAAUCCAAUAUUAGAACUCUGUAAUUCUGGAGUUUUUACUGUAAUCCAUGAUGGUUUUCAGUGUAACUAUUAGUUGAUUUUGCUCUGUAAUGCCUAGUGGAAUUACAGUGUACUUUAAUAGGCUUUACAUAGUAAAUCUUAUUGGAUUUACAGUGUAAUUUUACACAGAAUCCUAGUGGAUUUUUAGUGUACUUUUAAUUUAUUUUACAUGUUUUUUCUUAGUGGUAUUGCAGAAAUUUUGUUUAGUGGUUUUUGCUGUGUAAUUCUUAGUCGAAUUUUAGUAUUUUUCUCAGUGGAUUUUUUAAUGUUAUUUAAGUGGUA